Molecule: messenger RNA, 2373 nt
Organism: Ruditapes philippinarum (Manila clam)
Lineage: Eukaryota; Metazoa; Mollusca; Bivalvia; Venerida; Veneridae
Product: galactose-3-O-sulfotransferase 2-like
Exons: 2
Coding region: 53-1678 (541 amino acids)
Biological process (GO): glycolipid biosynthetic process
Cellular component (GO): membrane
Molecular function (GO): galactosylceramide sulfotransferase activity
Source: RefSeq, a predicted model, not a curated record
GCAAUGUUGAAAUUUGCACACAAUUAUUUCAGUAAAUAAUUUCCAAUCAAACAUGGCAGAGAAAAGGAUCUGGACUUUUCUGUCGACAAACGAUAUUUAUAAUGUGUUUGUAAGUUUCGUUGUCGCUGCCAGUCUGCUCGUCUUGGCUAUAACUAUGUCCAGAGCUUUACCUUCCAGGCAAUUUUACAAGUUAUCAAUGAAUAGAAAUCGUUUAAAUCUAACACCUGAGCUUAGUUACAUAUGCAACAUCACAGCUGGGGGUAAACUGAGUGGGAGCAUAGACUGUAAAGAAAAUCAUAACUCUGCUGGCGCUCCUGUGAAACCAACGACACAAAGCACGACGACGACAGGCGAUGUUAUUGACGACUAUGAAAUGCGAAGAUUUCAUGAAGAGUUCAAAAAAGCUGCCAAAAGAGACAUGGAUUUCGGUACAGGCUUCAAUAGGUUGUCCUAUUCUUCAACGUCCAAUGAUACAAAAACCAAAGGGUUGAUUAAUUCAGAACAUGGGAACGAGCAUACAAUGCAAAGUAAAUCCGGACCACAGAAAGAAGGAACUAUCUCAUUAAAUAAAAUGAAAUCAUUGAAUAAAGACAGUGUGUCUGAAUUACAACAUAAAAACUUUCACAGUUAUGCCCAAGACAGUUUAAAAAGAGAGGCUUUAGCCCAGAACGUUCGCAAUGAAAACAAAAAUAUAGGUCCAAAAUUGAAACAUUUUGCGUUUUUAAAAGUGCAUAAAGCUGGUUCAACUACAAUGCAAAAUAUCUUUUUUCGAUUCGGUCUGAAAAACGGCCUCACAUUUGUUUUACCAAAGCAUGGCCAUUACCUAAAAUACGCCAGGGAUGUGAUCCCAGUUAAGAAAGGAGCCCACUAUGACAUCUUAUCAAACCAUAUUGCGAGCUUUAAAAAUCAUUUUUUCAAAAAGUUCACCCCUUCCGAUUCUGUUAAUAUAGCAAUAGUUCGGGAACCUUUGGACAGGAUGAUAAGCGCUGCGUUUUACUACAGGGAAGUCUGGAGUACGCCGUAUUUAAAGAGAAUACCAAAAGACAGGUUCAUCUUAAAUUUGAUACGGCAGUCUGGCAAGUAUGAAAAGGACAAUCUAUCAAAAACAAGGAACUCAAUGGGUUUAGAUUUCGGUUUCCCGCGAUCAAUAAAACGUAGCAACAAGGCCGAAAUAAAGCGUAGAAUGGAACGUUUGCAAAGGAACUUUAAACUUGUUCUUGUAAUGGAGAAAUUUGACGAGUCUCUGGUUCUUCUCAAGAGAACUAUGAACUGGGAUAUCUCAGAUAUAAUGUAUUUACCCACUAACAGUCAUUCUCAUAAAAAGACUCACAUUUCAAAGAAAGAUCUUGCAAAAUUUAAAUCCACGAACUUUUUAGAUUAUAUAAUUUACAACACAUUUUCAAGUAUCCUUGACGAUAAGAUUAAGGCCGGUGGACAAGAACUUAAAGAAGAGGUUGAAUAUUUUAAAAGUGUAUUACAAAUGGCGAAAAAGUUCUGUGAUAAAGGGCCGGCUCAUCGGAAAGAAAUUUUGAAAAUUUCGGAAUCAAAAUGGAACAAAGCUUUUACCUUUCCUUACACUGAAUGUAAAUAUAUAAAAAUGGAAGAGCUGGAUUUUGUUGCACGAUUAAAAACAAGACAUUUGAGAAUGAAUAACUUGAAUAAAUCUAUACUCAACUAAAGGUUCCAUGCGAUUUUAAUUUGAUACUAUAAAUUUUUAUAUUUUUAGUUCAAAUUAGAAUUAAGUCAUAAAUAUUUUAAUAGCUUUCACGAUUUUUACGAUUUACCGCUUGAAUCUCUAUGCAACUAAAUGAUCAACAACAUUAAUACUAUUGAUCGAUUUUGCAAAUAUAUUUACAUACUUUGAUUGUUGAAAAUAUUUUCGAUACUUCUAGUGUAAUAUAUGAUUAAAUGUGCCAUCUUAAACCGAAUCCUAUAUGCAUAGAAAGACGCUAGAGGAUAAGUUGAAGUUUUAAAGACAUUAAAUAAAAUAAAACUUUUUUGUAUUCAAAUACAUAUUAUAUAAACGUAUUGUAAAUUACAUGUAUUUCAGAUACACUUAUAAAUAUGGUAGCUUUCUAAUUGAUUUUCAUUAUAUCUGAUUAUUUCAUUCUAUAUUUUGUAAAUUAUAGGUAGUGAUAAAUGUGUUUUAUAAAUACAUUGUAUCAUCCCUUCACUAGUUUUUACAGACAUAAAUCUGGAAGCGUAUAGGGUUUCUUUUUUCGGCAUUUUCAUUUUUUAUCCCAUUUCACUCUAUACAUUGUAUUUGCAAGAAUAUAUCAAAUAAAAAUAUUCGAAACAUUACGGCAUUAAAAUCUUUGUUUAAUUUAUCAUUAUCAUUUGUUAUAUUUUAUAUCAAAUAAAGGCGAUUGCCUA